AUGGCUCACCUUACCCACGCUCGAUCACCCACUCUUGGUGGACACUACCAAGACCGUAAACUCGCACAUGAGACUGCCACCAACACCCACCGCAGUGAUCAGCGCUCUGCCUCUCGCGACACAGUCGGAGGCAGCGCACCCCACACCAACGGACGCAGCGGUGAUCAAUCCGCUACUGAAGGCGCUGCGGACGAAGACGACGAAGAGGACAGUAGUACUGCCAAAGACAACGAACAAGAUGACGACGAGACCGAUGCAGACGUGCCGGCCUUACCCUACAGCUAUGCUAGGGGAGGCAAGGGCAAGGGCAAGCGUCCUGCUAUCCGCGUCGAGCAUGCGGAUGACGAUGAGUCUCACGCUGAAGAAGAUGAAAACAUCUCUGAGCUCAUGCCCAACAAACAUCCAGUUAAUCAACUACUAAUGAGCAACAAGAAGCGCACCUUUAGCAAUCUCUCAAGCACCUCAGUGCUCUUCGGCGACGACUCUACAGAUCAAGAGUCGUUCCCCAGACGCAAGAUGGCUCGCAAACUGAGCAACGCUUCCAGCAUACCGCUGCUAACAUACAAAGAAGACGAAGAACCCCAAGUAAGCUAUGAAAACGCUAUUGAGAGCGACGAUGAAGACUAUAGCGGCGUUAUGAACAUCCCUGACGAUGACGAAUCCGACAUUGAGAAGAUGGAGCAAGAAGAAGAGAGCUAUAUCCUUCAAGAAGAGCAAUCAGCUACCAACCUUCUCAAUGAGUAUCGUGAUGCUCGACGACUCAGUCUUGAGAGUUGUUUUAGCGAUAACAUCUUCGAUGUUACCGCCCCACUAGACGAUGAGUACAUGGCAGGACUUGCCGACUUUGGCUUCACUCCUUUCUUUGAGCCGGAUGCUCUGCCUGCUUCUCCUGUUCCUAUGGCCAAGAGAAAGUUCUCAGAUGGCUCAGCCAAGCGCGUCCGCUUUGACGACGACGUACAAGUAUCAGAUAGUUCCAGUUCGGAAUCUUCAGAACUCGACAGCAGUGUCUUCCCUGAUCUCUUCUUGGAUCAAGAUAAGAUCCCUCCCAGCUUGCAUCAACUUCUUGACAUGGACUACGAUGAUGACAACGGAGACAUGGCUUCUCCGCAGUCAGAUGCGUCGUUCUGGGACUUUGAGCAGAACGAGUCGCGCAUCACUCAAGUUGAUGAUUCAGAUGAAGAUGAAGAGUCGUCUGGCGAAUCCAGCGGCUACGAGUCUGACAUGGGUGAUACCACUGACGAAGAAGACUUUGGAACCGAUAUACUUCCACGCACGCCUAAGCAGUCUGUUCUACAACGACCGGUCUCAGCACCAGGCUCACGUACCGGCACACCCAAGCCAUUUCAACGUAGCUCUCGUCCAAUAGGCCGUCAAAUCCCGCCAACUCGCGGCAUCUUCAUUCACGACGAGACUGAUCAGGCCAUCGCGGUUACUAACAGGGCUACCAAGGCCGUCGCAUUCUACCGGCCUCGCACAAUGAUGAUUCCAUGGAUUCCUUUGACUGAUUAUCAAAGUAGUACAAGCGGUACUGUCAACAACAGUCCUCGCAACUCUAUUGCUCAGCUCAACGGCUCUGACAGCGAGAGCAAUGAGGUCUUCAACAAUGGUCUCAGCACCGACAUCAUGCUUAGUGGCAUCUUUGGAUCAGCUGGGGGCAAUGACUUUACGUUUGGAAACGAGAGCAUUGGUCCCCCAGAGGCUUUCUACCCAUUCACGGGUUCUUCGAGCGACGAAUACGACGAUGAUCUCAAUAUCGCCGACUUCAUGGACUUUGGCGAGUCAGGUGGAGAUACUGAUCUAGACGACGACGACGAGUUCGACGAGACCGACAGGCCAGUUACACCUGCGACUUCCAAUGUGGGGCAUCACGGCUCCACCCCAGCAGCGCCUGCUGAUGCCACGCCUCAUCGCAAAAGAACCACGUCUGAUGUCAUGCUCGAGCAUUUUGACCGUGGCGUCGUCACUGCUUUCCGCAGCAACCAAAACCGGUAUCGCGAUGUUGCGUCUCUGCCAUCGGAUCCUGCGGCGCGCGCCUCGGUUUCUCGUCCUGUCCGGUCUGGCAAGUCUGCCGAGGCUCUCAUUACUCCUGUCCGAAGGCGCGUUCGGUCAAACAGAGUCGCCAAGUCACCUCUGAAGAAGGACAUGACUAUGACCCGCAGCUCACCUCUGUCGGGUGUCACCAAAGCCAACUCGCGGUUGCAGAAGUCUGUCUUGGAUUCGCCAAAGAAGGGGCCGCCUAAGAUGGGAACCUUUUCCUGA
Messenger RNA from Alternaria arborescens, 2259 nucleotides. RefSeq lists its product as hypothetical. The coding region runs from base 1 to 2259 and encodes 752 amino acids. Lineage: Eukaryota; Fungi; Ascomycota; Dothideomycetes; Pleosporales; Pleosporaceae. The record is from RefSeq and is a predicted model, not a curated record. The transcript is spliced from 3 exons.